AUGCAACCCGGGCUUUGGCUGGCAACCAGCAUCCUGGCAGCCGCGCUGGGCAUGGCCCUGCUCGGGGACCGCAAAGACGGCUUCCCAGGAGUCCCUGGCCUCAACGGGAGGCCAGGGCAGAAGGGUGACAUGGGAGAGCCAGGGAAAUCAGCACAGAGGACGGGCAUCCGGGGACUCAAAGGGGAUGCAGGCGAGCCAGGGCCUCCUGGCAUCCCAGGAAACCGGGGCUACCACGGCCCGCAUGGCCCGCCCGGGCUCCCAGGCCAGCCAGGGCAGAAAGGGGACAAGGGGAAAGCUGGAAACAUCCUGGAGCAGUCGCAUCCUGCCUUCUCCGCCUCGCGGAGGUCCCCACCAUCCAUGGGCAGGACGGUGGUGUUUGACAAUAUCAUCACCAACCAGGAGAGCUCCUACAGUCCCCAGACGGGGGAGUUCACCUGCCACAUCCCUGGGCUCUACUACUUUGCCUACCAGGUGGUCUCCAGCGGGGACCUCUGCCUGAGCAUCACCAAGAACAAGGAGCGCGUGGUCAGCUUCUGUGACUACAACAGCCGCAACAUCCUGCAGGUGAACUCGGGCAGCAGUGUGCUCAGCCUGGCCGUGGGUGACCGGGUCUCCGUGAGCACCGACCCUGCCAGGGGCAGCAAGAUUUACAGCGGUUCCGAGGCAGACAGUGUCUUCAGCGGCUUCAUGCUCUUCCCGCAGACGGGCUGA
Messenger RNA from Phaethon lepturus (White-tailed tropicbird), 711 nucleotides. RefSeq names its product complement component 1, q subcomponent, A chain (gene C1QA). The record is from RefSeq and is a predicted model, not a curated record. Gene Ontology annotation, molecular function: protein binding. Lineage: Eukaryota; Metazoa; Chordata; Aves; Phaethontiformes; Phaethontidae.